This is a messenger RNA of Aspergillus calidoustus, 1071 nucleotides long. The record is from the annotation of a GenBank genome assembly. Lineage: Eukaryota; Fungi; Ascomycota; Eurotiomycetes; Eurotiales; Aspergillaceae.
AUGGCUCUCAAUAUCCCAAAAACAACCAAGCAGUGGACCGUCGAGGGCUUUGAAGGGCCCGCCUCCCUGAAGUUCGGGGAGGGCCCUGUUCCCACGCUCAAGGACAAUGAAGUCCUGGUCCAGAUCAAGGGCGCCACUCUCAACCCCCGCGACCUCCUAAUAUCCCAAGGCCAAUACCCCUGGACCGUAAAACCCCGCAUAAUCCCCGGCUCCGACGGUGCAGGCAUCGUCCUCGCAACCGGUCCCGCCAUCACACGGAUCAAACCAGGCGACCGGGUAAUCACGACGCUGAACCAGAGGCACAUCUCCGGGUCAUUGACCAAAGACAUCGCCCUGGACUAUGGGACCGGGGCCUCGCUUGACGGCGCGUUCCGCGAGGUCGGCGCGUUCGAUGAGCAGGCUCUUGUGUCGAUGCCGAGUGGUUUGACCUUUGUCGAGGCGGCAGCGUUGACGUGUGCGGGCGUGACGGCGUGGAAUGCGCUUUUUGGCGGGGGAAGGAAAAUCGUACGUGAUGGAGCUUGGGUGCUUACGCAGGGGACUGGCAGCGUCAGCCUCUUCGCGCUCCAAUUCGCCAAAGCCGCUGGCGCCCGCGUCAUCGCAACCACAAGCUCAUCAUCCAAAAUCCCUCUCCUGCAAUCGCUCGGCGCAGACCACGUCAUCAACUACCGCGAAACGCCCAACUGGGGCGCAUACGCAAAAGAACUCACCGGCGGGACUGGCGUCGAUCUCGUCGUAGAAGUCGCGGGCCCGACGACACUGCGACAAAGCGCGGAGAGUGUCAAGCUCGAUGGACAGAUUAGCGUCGUUGGGUUUAUUGGUGGUCAGGGGAACGGGGACCGCCAUGCGCAGACGUCGGUGCCGAGUUUGUUGGAGACGUGGUUGAAUCUGUAUACGGUGAGGGGCGUUUGGGUGGGGAGUCGCGAGCAGAUGGAGGAGAUGUGUCGGGCUGUGGAGGCGAGUGGGAUCAGGCCUGUGAUCGAUGAGAGGGUCUUUAAGCUGGAGGAGUUGAAGGAGGCGUAUGGAUACUUGGCUGAGGGGCGCAAUGUGGGCAAGAUUGGGAUGGAGAUUUGA